CGAUAGUGAAUUACAGCACCCAAGAAGGAAUGGGCUGAUGGAGAAGAAGGUCUUGGCUCAGGAUAAAAAGGUGAGAUUUCUUUCUUUCUCUGUUGGAAAUAUUAGAGUGUAUGCAUUAUAUCGUCUUUGUGUAUUAUUUGUAGCUACAACAUAACACCACUUUUUAGUGCAUCUCUUGACCUAUCCUUUUUAGUUCUCUUUGCUCAGACAUAACAACUUCAAACCCAUGUGCAAUUUAAACAGCUAAAAACAGCCCAGAGCUCAUUAUUGAGUUGCCUGGCACUUUCACAUGAUACUAAGGUUCACAAAAGCACACAGGUUCUUAAUUACCUACAUGGUCUUGAGUUGGAGAAUUGCAUCUGACCAAAUAUGACUUAAAGGACCACUAUAGUGCCAGGAAAACCAACUCGUUUUCCUGACACUAUAGUAUUAAUAGGUCCCCCCCACCCUCAGGGUGCCCCUCCCGCCGGGCUGAAGGCUGAGGAAGGGGUUAAUCCCUUACCUUUCUCCAGUGCCGGGCUUCUUCAGUGCUGGGGACUCUCCUCCUCCAAGAGUCGCGCGCAGUCAGUCCAUCCAUAAGCAUUCUCAAUGCUUUCCUAUGGACGCUGGCAUCAAGCGCGGAAGCGCCUCUAGCUUCUGUCAAUGAGGCAGCCACUAGAGGCUGGAUUAACCCUAAAGUAAACUUAGCAGUUUCUCUGAAACUGCUAUGUUUACAGCAGGCAGGGUUUACCCUAGAUGGACCUAGCACCCAGACCACUUCAUUAAGCUGAAGUGAAGUGGGUGCCUAUAGUGGUUCUUUAAAGGAACACUGUUCUUACUAUAACAACUUUAUCAAAAUGAAGUUGUUAUUGUGCCUACAGUUGUAGAGGGUUCCUUGUGGCCCCAAAUGACAGUAUUUUAAUAAUAAGAAGGCUUGGAAGCACACGUCAACCUUGCCUCCAGAGUUAUAGAUGCAUUGCAGUGAGCGCCGCCCAGACACUCCAGGAUGAAGUUAGGUGAGGAGGAACUGUGGUAGUCUCAGCGCUGGAGAAAAUGUGUGUCGUUUAUUUAUUUUUGUUUUAUUUUGUGUUGAAAUUGCAGACAGGGGCCCUAAAAUUAACUAGGAACAUUAAGACUAUCAUCAUAGGUCAUUGGUACCCAGGAUAUGUAGAGAAAAUAUAUAUUUACUUACAUGUUUGCAUUACAUAUUUAUACUCACAGCAGCUAAUGCAUGUAAUUUCUUUUUUUUUUAGUUAACCCAAUCACUUUUAUUACGUUUUUAAAACUAUGGAUAGGAAUGUAUGAAUCAAAUAAUUUCAAAUGUUUUUUAAAUAAUGUUUUGAGGUGACAGCAGGUUGGGUAAUCAGUGUUGCUAAUCUAUUGUCAUUACUGUCAAGUGUGUAGCCUUUCUAAUCCCUAUAUAUACAAUUUAGCUGUAAGUGUCCCUUUUUGUUUUUCUCGUUAGACACAUGUCAGAAGUUCAAGUGUUACAGGCACUGCAGAAAAAGGAGAUUGAAGAAUUGUACUACAGAAUGGGAAAAGUACCUCCUCCAGGUAUUGUGUCUCCAGCAGCCAUGCUUUCCAGUCGACAGAGGCGCCUUUCAAAAGGCAGUUUCAAUCAAUCAAGACGAAACAGCCUGCAGAGGCUAGAUCUUUUAUCAGCAACAGGUAAAUUGUCUAAGGCUGGUUUACCACAUACCAUACAUUUUUUAUUUUCAUUUUUGGAAACAAAGGGCACAUCAUAUUGUGCCUAGUUUACUAAUAUUAGUAUUUAAUUCCAUUACAAUCUUAAUAACUUUGUGUCAGUAGCAGUUAAAACACAAAAGCAUUAAGGGACACGCAAAGCACCAUUAUUAUUAUUAUUAUUAUAGCCCCAAUUAUUAUUAUUACCACAAUUUAUUUAGCCCCAACAGAUUCCGUAGCGCUUUACAAUAUUAUGAGAGGAGGGAUUUAACUAUAAAUAGGACAAUUACAAGAAAACGUACAGGAACAAUUGGUUGAAGAGGACCCUCCUCAAACGAGCUUACAGUCUAUAGGAGGUGGGGUAUAAAACAUUAGGACAGGAAAUGGCACUCAAAUAAGGUGGGAGUGAAGCAGAGCUGGAGGAGAGAGUAAAGUCCUGCCCUUUAGGAGAGAGCAAGAGACAGGUAUGUGAGGUAGAGGUUACUCUGGAAGGCCAUAAGCAUUCCUAAGGAGACUGUUUUUAAGGCACUUCUUAAAUCAUUGAAGACUAGGGGACAGUCUCAUGGCAGUAGGCAGGCUAUUCCAUAGGAAGGGAGCCGUCCGCGAGAAGUCCUACAAGCGUAAGUUGGCUGUACAGGUGCGGACAACGGACAGGAGGUGGUCACGGACAGAGCUGAGAGACCGAAAAGGGGCAUACCUAUGGAUCUGUGAAGAGAUUUAAGAGGGGCUAGAAUUGUUAAGUGCUUUAUUGGUAUGGGUUAGCACUUUGAAUUGACUCCUAUAGGAUACAGGAAUUCACUGUAAGGACUCACAGAGGGGUGAGGUGUGAGAGGACCGACUAGAGAGGAAAAUCAGUCUGGUGGCAGCAUUCAUUACAGACUGCAGCGGGGUAGUACCGCUGUUGGGAAGACCAAUUAGGAGAGGGUUACAAUAAUCCAUGUGGGAAAUUACCUUACCAGAGCAUGGACAAGCUCUUUGGUAGCAUCUUGCGUAAGAAAGGGACGGAUGCGGGCUAUGUUUUUAAGACAGAAUCUACAGGAUUUGGCAACACACUGGAUGUGAGGCUCAAAGGUGAGUACAGAAUCAAGUAUGGUGCCAAGACAGCGCGCUUGCAAUGAUAGACUUAUGUGGAUACCACUAACUUGAAGGGAGAGUGAAAGAGGAGGAACAGUAUUAGGAGGAGGAAAGACAAGGAGCUUAGUUUUAGAGAGAUUGAGUUUCAGAAAGCGUGAGGACAUCCAGUCAGAGAUGGAAGAAAGGCAAGCAGGAUGGCAGGGGAAAGGUCCGGGGUGGAGAGAUAUAUCUGUGUGUCAUCAGUGUACAGGUGGUAGUGGAAUCCAAAUGAGGUAAUAAGUUUGCCAAGGGAAGCAGUAUAAAGAGAAAAUAGAAGGGGACCAAGGACAGAGCCUUUGGGUCUCCAACAGAGACAGGACGAGGGGAGCAGGGAUCAUUAGAAAAGGAGACACUGAAUGAGCAUUGGGAGAGAUAAGAGGAAAACCACGAGAGCACAGAGACCGAGUGAUUAAAGAGUUUGAAGAAGAAGAGCAUGAUAAAUGGUGUCAAAGGCAGAAGAGAGGUCAAGAAGAAUUAGAAUGGAGUAGUGGCCUUUGGAUUAAGUUGUGUUUAGGUCGUUAGUAACGUUGAUAAGAGCAGUCUCCGUACAGUGGAGAGGGCGGAAGCCAGAUUGAAGAUGGUCAAGAAGAGAGUUGGAAUUGAGGAAGUGAGACAUACGGGUAAAGACAAGUCUUCCCAGAAGCUUUGAGGAAAAAGGGAGCAGGUAUAUUGGACGAUAGUUAUAGGGGAAGGACGGGACAAGAGAUUUUUUUAUUUCAGGAUAGGUACUACAAUGGCAUGUUUAAGGUCAUAACACCAUAACAACCUUAGCUUAAGGGAACAUUAGUGCAAAUGUGUAUUCCUAACUUUAUAGUGUCGUACUCAACCCUGCAAGGCUUAAAAGUAAUUUACUCAUCUUUUACCCCAUACUGCAUUGCUUCUCUGUAGCUGGCCCUGCCUUCUUGGCUGUGAUAGUCAGUCUUGAUUAUCUCAGCCAAUCCAAUGCUUUCCCAUAGGAAAAAUGCAGCACCACACUAACCAGCUAGUCUCUAUGAGGCCAUAUGAUUGAAAUAGCUCAGUUUUAUUUAUCUAUUUUUGUGGCUGUCAGAGUAACAGCAAUUAGAAACAUUUUAACUUGCAGGGUUAAGACUAGAGGGACAUGGCCCUCAGACCACUUCAUUGAGUUGAAGUAAAUGAGAAAUGAGGAAUAUAUUGCACUCUUGAUAAUCUCCAAAGUAAAAAAACAUAAUCCUUGUAGUUGCUUAUUUAUGGUGAAAAAAACAUCAUAGAAAUACACUAGGCAGAAAACAAAAUAAUGUACAAGGAAAAUAAAUCCUAAUACAGGCAAAACAAAUAACUUGGGGACACCACAAAGCAAGAAUACACAUUUUACAUCUAGUAGGCUGAAGAAGUAUCUCCUAUUAGACACGAAAUGCGUAUUUAUUGCUUAGUCGUAUUUCUCCAUUAUUUGUUUAGCCUGUAUAUGUACUACUAACCAGGCCUUAAAAGUAACUCCACAUUGGAAGCCUGAAGAAUAUAUGGCAUACUCACGGAGGUAAAUUUCUUUCUGCCAGUUGCUGGUGGUGAGCAGAAAAUGUGCCCUGAAUAGAUAUUAUAUAAAAUAUGAGAGAGAGAACGAGAGAGUGUAUUGGCAAGCAGAGGUAUCCAUAUUGUAUGUUACUUCAUUAGGCUUCCUGUUUCAUGUAUAAGCCUUUCUAGUGUAAAUUAAUAUGUGCUUCAUAUUACUAUUUACAGGGAUUAUUAGAAAGAAUUCACUUGGAGGGAGCAGCUCAGGUUCCCAGGAGCAGCGUUCAAACAAAGGGGUCACAUUCUCAGGAGAUGUCACCAGAAUGGUGAGACAGAUGUGAUGAUAUGCAAAGUUGAACAAUUUGUUAAUGCUGAAACCAUGGCUGACUUGUAGGUAACUAUUAAUUUUGCCCAGGUCAAAUGCUGGAUCUCAAAACCCUCAACUACUUUCUCAAGGUAAACCUUCAAGAAACUCUGUCAUUUAGUCCAUAAUUGCCAUUUCACAAACUAAGGUAGAUCUUAUGGAUAUAAACCUUCACAUUCUGAUCAAUCCUGAUGACUACUAAUUAGUUCACUCUGAUGUUCAAUUUUACUAAUGCUCCAUGGGUUUUCCCCAAAAUAGUUGAUUGAUGUUUUAUGCUGUUCAUCCAAAAAAAAGGCAAAAAAUCAAAUUAUAGUAACUUCCAAUUAUAUCACAAAAAAAGUAAAAACUCCAUAAUGGCAAUCAGAUUUUUAAUUGGAUCAAUAACCUGUUCAUAUUCAUUAUAUCAUUGAAUACUCUGUUAUUGUUAUUUUUAAUAAUAAUAAUAAAGCUAAUAAUAAUAAAGCUUGCACAAACGCUUCCUGAGAAUCUGAUAAGGCAACCUCUUUUGGUAGAGAAGUCUGCAUCUUUAGUGUGUUUACUGUAAAGAACGCCUUUCUUCCAAGUUCAAUGGGUUACCUCUUGUCUGUUGUAUAUUCCAGCUAAUGAAAUGUCUAGUCAGUAGCAGAAGUAAUGCUGAAAACACAUUGAUAACAUGUAUAUGAGUAUAUUUGAGUCUCCUUAUCCUUAGAUACAGUCUUAUAGGAAAGUUGCUACAAAAUAGAUACAAACAAGAUUUUGUGCAUACACCAGUUUAUGUACCAACCUCCCCAAGAGGUCUCAGUUCUAUGAUAAAUAAAAGACUUGGUGUGAGACUGUUUCUCGCAGAAGUAUACCUGUGCCAAACGGAUCUCACAGGAGAUGCUCGCAAUGGUGGAAUGGUCAUUACUGCCUGUAGAGUUGAGGUUUCCUUAUCCUUGUCAUGGGACUCAAACCUGGGGCUCUCCAGGUUUCAUCUACAUCUAAGCUGCUGUAGGUCUCCAAGUCUACAUCCAUUUGAAUAAUGUAAUGGUGGUUACUUGUGUUGUCCAUCACUGGAGAACACAAAGCCCACUGGUUGCGCCUACCACAAUGUUUGGCCAUGUACCUUAGGGUGAGAUUUAUGUGUAAUUGACCAUAUUUAUUUACAAAUCAGACAUUUAAUCUAGUUUUAAGAUUGCCAUAUGUCCACUUAAGAAGAGAUUACUAUAAAACCAUACAUGGUUCAUCUUAAAUAGUAAAGCCUUAAUAAAUCUUUAUGUAUUAUUCAAAUAGAUUAUUCAUAUUCCAUAUUAAGAUCAUUUUGUUCCUAUAAGAAUUGUAUACAAUGACUAAAAAAAUUAUUUUAACGUAUUGCAUAUGGGUUUUUUAUUUCCAGCACAAUAAAAUGUUGCCAUUUCUUAAUAAAUUAUGAGCAGGGAUAUGUACUUAACUAUGGAAUUAUAUGGAAUUAAAAUACUAAUUGCAAAACUGAGGCCAAAGAAGCUGAGUAUCUCUAAACAUUCCAUUCUCUCAGCUAUAGUCACAGCUUGGCCUAAAUUUCACAAAUCAGUAUUUAGUUCAAUAAACCCAAUAGAUUAUAGGUUAAGAAGAAGCAAAGAAAGAAAAUUUACAAAAUAUAACAGAUAAAACCAAAGGUUCAUUUUAUUUAAUUUUUUAUGAAAUCAAUAGGUUUAUCCAUGUUUUUUUUCUUUCUUUCAUGCAACAAAGGUUCUAUCAUACAAAACUGUGAGAGUGUCAGUUAGAGGAGGUGGUGACCUCUGUGGGGAGUGUACUCCUUGCUGUCAGAGAAGUAGAACAAACAUUUUGCCUAAUGCAAUGCAUUUUCUUUAAUCUAUUUUAGAUAACAACUGGUGGAUUUCACAAUGAAACUUGUGACCAUGAUGAAAAAGGAAAAGUAAAGGUACUAUAAAUAGUUUACAUCUAUAUAAGUAAUAGAGCUCAUCAAUGCAUUCAGUACGAAAUGCAGUGUUAUCAGUGUAUCUACUUAUUCUUUAUAUGUUGAGAUAAUAAAAUAAGAUGUGCUGGUUGUAUAGCAUUAAAUAUAUACGUCAAAAUAAUUAUUGUGUGCAAGCUUUUUUAAACAAACAUUUCACCGAAUCUUUAAUUCACUAAACAGUGAAAUAUUAAAUGACAAGCAAAUUGAACAAAAUCAUUUCUAGAAAUUUUCGUGUUGAUUUUCCAUUUGUAAUCAGCUGACACAUUAAUUUUAGUGAAUUGUCCUCAAGCAUGUAACCUAAUGUUUGAGAACUACAGACACAGGAGCAUAUACACACACACAUUUAGCUUUCUUUCUGUCCAACUGAAUAUCCCACUUGCAGUUCUGCUGAGUUACCUAUUGCUGCGGCUUGUGAAUGAUAUGCAAAUAUGUAAUAUAGUCAGAAAGAAAUAUAGCUUGCAUAUCAAAUUAACUUGCACUAUUCACAUUUGUGUGCAAAUAAAGGUAAAACAUACCACUAACACCAAAGUAUAACAUUACUGUCAGUGCUUAAGCAAUAAUUUUUAAUCAUGUAAUGGAUGAAUAAAAUGUUGUUUUUUUUGAGGGGUGGGGGGGGUGGCUGUGUUGAAAUAAGAGGAUUAUUAGCAUUUUUUAGCAUUCUGUUAUGGCCAACCAAUACAGCAUAUCCUUAAAAGUUAUACAGUGUGGAUAAAUGUCAAAUGUAGAUUUUAGACAGUAAUGUGUUAUUAUUUGUACUGUUCGAUAUUUCAAGGAAAAUCUCUCCUUUUUAUUCUUAGUAAAGCCUCCAAAGAAAGAACAAAAUGUUGAAGAGAAAUACAAACCUACCUCAGCGGACUUGAUUCAUGUGGUACACAUCCAUUAGGAGCCUUAAGAGCCUUUUGCAUUGUGUAUAUAGAGAAAGACAGACUCUCCUUUGAUGGACAUCUUAAAGGAAAUGAUUGUUAGUGCCGCAGUUGCCAAUAUAUGACUGUUACCUGGAGAGAUUGUCUGAGUAUUGAAAUCUCAAAACAUAGUUGCCAACUUAUUCCUACUUGCAAUAUGCAAUCGUUGAGUAGUAAUUGUGAUAGAAUGAGAAAAUGUGAUAGUAUUUAGUUGAAACCUAUCAAUUUGCCAGCUUUCAUUAAAUAUUGCUAUUUUUUUUAGACAGUCCGUAACAUGACUAUGCACAAAUGACUAUUCUGCAGAACACUGCAAAGCUGCCUGCCAAUAUUUUUGCCAUUUGGCUUUUCUAUAUUUUAUAAAAAGCCACUCUUAAAAUGAAUGUAUAUUACUUUAAAAGCUUUAUUGCACGUUUUAGACUGGAUCAAAUAUGUGAAUCUACUUGUUGUAAGCUGAAGACAAAGAAUGUGAAAUAAUACCGGAAUUCAACUUUAUUUAUCUUAACAGUUGGAUUGUUAUGACAUUCACCUUUGCCCAGAAACAUUUAAACUAUUAAACAAUUAAACUAGAAUGAACAUGACAUGAGGAACAAGGCCUGACUGCUACAAAAAAUAACAUGCAUUUUAUAUGUAUUGAAAAUCUCAGCAUAAUAGCAAGUAUGACCUAAAAGUAACACGAUUGCUUCCAUAUGUAGCUGUAAGGACACUGUAGCAUACUACAUUGUACAUUGAAAUUAUUGCUUAUUAUAUAGGAUAUAUAAAACUCUGUACUAUCUGCCAACAAUUUAUAAUUUUGUUUUCUAAAAUAGGCCAUAUUCUGGAAAGCACAGACAUUUAACAUUUUCUGAAGUGGUUAUUCACUAGUAAGAAAAUUGUCAGGAAUUCAAAAUGCAUUAUAAAAGUUAACUAAUUUAACGUCCAAAUAGCCUAACACGAAAAAAUGUCCAAGUCAGCUAUGCUUCCAGACUUGGUUACCUUGAAUUUAAAUUUACAGUGACUGUCUGAGUGAAUCAACCUGCCAAUAUUAUAUAAUAGUGUGCACGAUGCAUUCAGAUGUUAAGAGGUAUUUAACCUGAAUAACACACAGACGGCAAUUAAACAUUACAUACUUACCUAAUGUACUUUGCACAUGAACUGGUGAAAUCUCUACAUCAGAUAUGAUUCCAGUUUGGCCACUUUGGCCUUGAAUUUGAAAUCUCACUUUAGUGAAUAACCCUGUGUGCUUGGACAGGCAUAGAAAGUCUGGACUGGGGAUGAAGUGGUUAGGGGGAGGGAGACUUGUAACGGCUGCAGACAAGAGAUCUUCAGCUUUUGUAAGAUGUUUUUAGCUAUAUCCCGAUUGAAAAAAAUGCAUAAUUAGAUGCAUGAAUCCUUUCAUUUUGGGUUAUAUAGUAAAUAGUGAAUAUUAUUUUUUUAGGAAUAUUUCUUCCUUUAUCAAAUAAAUUCAAACACACUGUGAAUAAUGGUGCAUAAAGUGCAGAAAAAAAAAUAGCAAAAAAAAUAAAAAUCUAGCAUAAAAACAAUUAAAAUAUUCUCACACCCUUAAUAUUCAAGAUAAAUACAAAUAAUCAUUGUAGGGUACUCAAUCAAAUUAUCUAAACUUUGACGACUGUGCCUCAGCUACAACUCCGCACACGGCUAUAAGUUGUAGUGGUGAUUUAUUCAGCCAUCAAACAAGAAUUGGCAACAUUUCAACACUUGAAGUGUCUAUAUCAAAAAUAUGCAAACGUAAUAUUUUGGAAUGAGCGCUUCUUUUUGAGAGUGCAGUGUCACAUUUUAUGUAUUAGUAUUGAAUUGUACGGUUUUGAUGAAUAGUUAACUCUGAUACUUGCACCUCUAAAUAUCUUUUUUUGGGGGGGGGGGGAGUUCCAGCACUGUACUUUCAACUGCUGUAAAAAAAAAGAAAAAAAAAACACUUUUUUUUUCUUUCGAAUAAUCACACUCAUUUAUGAAACAGUGUAUUAUUAAAGUGACCCAGAGUUUUUAGUUAUUUUGAUACGUUUUACAUAGGUUCUAAUUUUGCAUACUCAAGGAGGACUGGUCCGCACAAUAUAUAGACAAUAAAAUCCAGUUGUUUAAAAGACCACUAAAUGCACCAGGCCACUUAAUCAAAAUGAAGUGGUCUAAGCGCAGUGGCCCUCUAGUUUUAACCCUGCAAUGUAAAAUAUUGUAGUUUCAUAGAAAAUACGUUUACAUUGCAGGGUUAAACACACCUCUAGUGGCUACCUUCCUUACAGUCGCUAGAAAUGCCUACUCUACAACGACCGAGUGAAGCUCAGUUAUGUGACCAAAUGCAGCUCAUAAUCAUAGGAUAUCAUCCUAUGUUUUCCUAUGAGAAGCAUUUGGAUGUGUACGUGGCACUCACCUUGCAUGAAGAGAAUUGUAUUGGAGCCAUCGACUAGACAGUGUGUCGGGUGAUAUGGGUGGUGGAGCAUGCAGCAGCACCCGUGGCGCCACUCCAGCUGCACUGGGGCCUGCACACUUUUAGGAGCCUAUUGGGUGGCCCUCGGACUUAAGGGUCACCCGAUGGAUAAUAUAGCUGUAUUGCUUAACAGGAGCCUGGUUGGCCACUGCGGCCCUUUAAGACCGUGACCAGGCCGCUGUAGUGGCGGCUGGCUGGGAGGAACUGACAUCUGAUCACUUCCUCCCUGUUAAAUAGAGAGUGCCACGUGGGAGGAAGCAGCACAGACAGGCAACUGGAGGGAAAGAGUGGCUGUAGGGAGCUGCAGCAGAUCCCACACUCGUUCCCAUCAGCCUCAGCCAGAAGCUGGAGAAGGACCUCAGGCAACCACCCUCCUGGACAUAAAAGGUAAGCUAACAGGAGGGAGGCUGCAAAAAUAGAAAAUUAUCACAUGGAUGUUUUUAUGUAUGUUUGAUUGAUUGUGUGUGUAUCUGUGUCCAGGUGUGUGUGUGUAUGUGUCUGAGUGUGUGUCUGUGUAUGUAUAUUUGUCAGUGUGUGUAUCUGUAUGUCAGGGUGGAUGUCUGAAAGUGUGUGUGUGUGUGUGUGUGUAUCUGUGUCUCAGGGUAUGUGCAUGUUUCAGUGUGUGUGUGUGUGUGUGUAUGUAUGUCAGUGUGCAUGUCUAUGCACCUGUCAGGAUUUGCAUCUGUGUAUGUAUGUCAUUGUGUGUUUAUGUCUGUCAAGGUGUGUAAGUGUGUCAGUAUGUCAGUGUAUGUGUGUCUGUGCAUGUGUCAGUGUGUGUAAGUGUGUCAGUGUUUAUAUGUGUGUAUAUAUAUCUGUUUAAGUUUGCAUGUAUGUGGAAAUGUAUGUGCAUACGUGCAUACAUGUAAGCAAUGAAUCAUCAACACAACAUGCAAACACACCCCUGCAAUCUAACAUAAAUAUUACAUACAAACAUAGCCCUGCAUUUAAACUCCAAAAUUAUAUACAAACAUACCUUUCCACACUAACACCAAUACUACAUACAAAUAUACAUCGGCAUUUAAAAGCCAACAUUACAUCCAAACACACUCCUGUAUUAAAACACUAAAAUUAUAUACAAGCAGCCCUUCGAUCAAACACCAACACUACACACAAAAGAGCCUUUGCCUUUAAAAGCCAACACUACAUACAAACAUACCCCAGCAAACGCAAACACUACGCACAAAUACCCCACUGCGUUUCAAUGGCAACAGUACAUACAAAUACACCCCUAUAUGCACACAUAUACUCUAUACAAAAAACAUGCUUAAAUUCAAAUGCACAAACACUGCGCACAGAUACAACCGCGCACUUAUAGGCAAAUGGUAGAUUACCAGCUGGCAUAACAUCAAUUGUGUUGUAUGACAGAUGGGGAUCUACCUUUUUGCCACUCUUGCACUAGAGGGGAGCCCAAAAAACUUUAUUGCAACAUGGCCCUCUCUACAUUAGUUCUGCCACUAAGCAGCACCAAGGGAAUUUUAGCCCUGAAGAAAAGAUAAGUAAAACAUUUUUUUAUUAUUAUAUGUAUUGCAGUUGAAAGAGGGAGGGCUCUAAUCGAACUAUGAACUGUGCCACUAUAGCAUGAGAAAUGCAGGUAUUUUUAAUACUCUAGCAUUGUUUUAUAUGAGACUAGCUAUACGCAUAGAUAGCUAAUUGUAAUUUAUGUCUUAUCACGCAGUGAUUAUAGCUCUGCUCUCAUAUAAAUGCAUCACAAAUUUGGCUAUUUCAUAUGUUAUUGAAUCAUGUAAACCGUUAUUAGAGCAAACCUCAAAUGUUUUGUUUAUUAAUCCAUACUUGCUGGUAAUGGUCACGUGUUACUAUAGUUACAAUUCUAUGAAAUUGUCAUAUGGCUGACUUUAUAGGUACAAUAAUUAAGCUUUGGUGUACUUGCUAAAAGUAUCUGCUGGUGCAAAAAAAAAACAUAUUAUUUUAAAAGUUUUACUUUAUAAAGACUUUUUUGUAUUUUCACAUAAUAGGUUUUAAGAAGCAGUGUCUUAAGCAACAGUUUUAACGGAGUAUUGAAAGCACACAAAUCAGUACAGCUCCUUGCAGUGGUUUUGACACAAUGAGUCUUUUGGUAUCACACUUCUGAUAUUCAUGCUAAAUCAUUUAAAUUUGGAUGUCAAUGACAGGCUGUAAUCGCUGGUGGCGAGAUAGCCCAGCAUUCAUACCCUAUGACUGUUAUCCAAAGCUGGAUGGUUUUGGACAGAUGAUGCAUACAUAUAAGCUCAGCAUUAUCCAAGUUACCAUAAAGAUCAUGGCCUUUGGGUGCUAUGGAAAACCCAGGUUUUGUCAAACUUCUCAAAAACUUUCUCUAAGAACGUAAUGAUUCAUUGCAUCAUUACAAAUAAACAAGCAGUAGUGAUUAGGGUGCAUAAUGCACCCUUUAAAUUCAAAUACAUGCAUAGUUGGGCAUUAUUUUAAUGCACAACUUUAAUUUAUAAAUAAGUAUAGCUUAUUUCUAUCAAAUCAAUCUAUAUGUAAUAUUAUUCUGAAAAACAUGCAUUUUGUUUUAAAUAUUUUUGGGUUUAAAUACUAAACAGUGAAUUUGGACACACUGAAAACUUAAUUUGCUAAAUUAAAGACAAAAUAAUGUAGCAUGCUUCUCUGAUCAGUUCCUUACAGUUCAUCAUUGAUUGCUUCCUGAUUAGCAUAGAAAAACUAUCGAUAUGGAUUCUCCUAUCUGAACAACCCAACGUGAUCUCAAUGUUAAUUUGCACAAAGCUCUCACUCCAAAUACAAGUAUAAAUUCAACUUAUUGUGACUUGAACUGUAUGAAUAAUAUUGGUCCUUUCUGUGACACAUUUAUUAAAAGUCACUUUCACUAGAUACUUUUGCCUGUGUUAUGACAUGGAAACAGCUUUGAUAGCUUGCUGAUCAAUUAUGAGACAUACAAUCAAACCUGCCCUAUACAAUUAGCAAAGCUGUAAACUGUAAAUAUAUGUUAAAGUAUAAAAAAUUUAAAUUUUUGCUUUCAGCUGGAUCAAUUUUAUUUUGUAUAAUACAGAAUAUAUUUAAAAUAUAUGGG
Messenger RNA from Pelobates cultripes (western spadefoot toad), 12867 nucleotides. Lineage: Eukaryota; Metazoa; Chordata; Amphibia; Anura; Pelobatidae. The record is from the annotation of a GenBank genome assembly.